This is a messenger RNA of Fulmarus glacialis (Northern fulmar), 965 nucleotides long. Its product is annotated as potassium voltage-gated channel subfamily H member 7-like. The record is from RefSeq and is a predicted model, not a curated record. The transcript is spliced from 5 exons. Lineage: Eukaryota; Metazoa; Chordata; Aves; Procellariiformes; Procellariidae. The annotation marks the transcript as partial.
GAUCUACCUUCAUUUGCAACACCCACAUAAUUCCAGUGAAAAAUCAAGAGGGAGUAGCGAUGAUGUUUAUUAUUAACUUUGAGUAUGUAACAGAUGAAGAGAAUGUGGCAUCUCCUGAGAAGUGCAAGCCAAUAUUGCCAUCCAAACUUGUAAAUCGUAAACUUUUUGGGUUACGACUACCUGGAUUGAGACUUUUAACGUACAGAAAACAGUCCUUGCCACAGGAAGACCCUGAUGCAGUAAUAGUCGAUUCAUCUAAGCACAGCGAUGACUCAGUGGCUAUGAAGCACUUUAAAUCACCUACAAAAGAAAGCUGUAGUCCUUCAGAAGUGGAUGAUACAAAAGCACUGAUUCAACCCAGUAAAUGUUCACCUUUGGUUAAUAUAUCAGGACCUCUUGACCAUUCAUCACCCAAACAGCAAUGGGACAGACUUUACCCUGACAUGAUACAGACAAGCAAUCCACUAACCCAUUCCAGAUCAAAGGAAAGCAUUUGUAGUAUACGGAGAGCGUCUUCAGUACAUGACAUAGAAGGCUUUAACAUCCAUCCCAAGAACAUUUUUAGGGACCGUCACGCAAGUGAAGGGCCUUUUAAUCAUAUCAAGUCAAGUCUGUUGGGAUCCACAUCGGAUUCAAAUCUCAACAAAUAUAGUACAAUCAACAAAAUUCCUCAACUCACACUGAACUUUUCAGAUAUCAAAAGUGAAAAAAAAUCUUCGUCUCCUCCUUCUUCAGAGAAAGCAAUUAUUGCACCUAAGGUGAAAGACCGAACUCACAAUGUAACAGAGAAGGUUACCCAGCUUUAUGAAUUGUUCAUUAGUGCAAGGCACAACAUGAUAACAAAUGAUGGAGGUGACAUUAGCCUUCUUCCAGCCUUCUGGGACAUCCCCCAAUCUCCACGACUUCUCAAAGAUUAUGGAGAGCAGCCUUGCAAUGACAUCAGCCAGCUCUUUUGUCACCCUCGG